AUGGACGCGCCGCGCGGGAUCGGCACCUUCGUGGUGUGGGACUACGUGGUGUUCGCCGCGAUGCUGCUCAUCUCGGCCGCCAUCGGCAUCUAUUACGCCUGCACCGGGGACAAACAGCAGACCUCCAAGGACUUCCUGAUGGGCGGCCGCAGGAUGACCGCCGUGCCCGUGGCGCUGUCCCUCACCGCCAGCUUCAUGUCCGCCGUCACUGUCCUGGGCACGCCCACCGAGGUCUACCGCUUUGGGGCCAUAUUCAGCUUCUUCGGCAUCACCUACCUGCUCGUGGUGGUCAUCAGCGCGGAGGUCUUCCUGCCCGUGUUCUACAAGCUGGGCAUCACCAGCACCUACGAGUAUUUAGAACUUCGAUUUAACAAAUAUGUUCGUCUUUGUGGAACAAUCGUCUACAUUAUUCAGACGGUGCUGUAUACUGGAAUUGUUAUUUAUGCCCCUGCCCUGGCUUUGAAUCAAGUCACAGGAUUUGAUCUGUGGGGCGCAGUGGUGGCUACAGGGGUGGUCUGCACUUUCUACUGCACGCUGGGUGGUCUUAAGGCGGUUGUCUGGACGGAUGUUUUUCAAGUCGGGAUCAUGCUGGCUGGAUUUAUUUCUGUGAUUAUACAAGCCUCAUUGGUUCAAGGUGGAAUGGGCUCUAUUAUCAAUGAUGCCCGUAAUGGUGGAAGAUUAAACUUCUGGAAUUUUAAUCCUAAUCCUUUGCAAAGACACACAUUCUGGACAAUUAUUUUAGGAGGGACCUUCACGUGGACCAGCCUGUAUGGUGUCAACCAAUCCCAAGUGCAGAGAUAUAUUUCCUGUAAAAGCAGAUUCCAGGCAAAACUGUCCCUCUACAUCAAUCUCGUGGGACUCUGGGUAAUCCUCGUCUGCGCAGUGCUCUGUGGGCUCGCCCUGUAUUCCAGGUACCACGACUGCGAUCCUUGGACAAACAAUAAAGUGUCUGCACCGGACCAGCUCAUGCCUUAUUUGGUGCUGGACAUUCUGCAAGAUUAUCCCGGACUUCCUGGACUUUUUGUGGCCUGUGCUUACAGUGGGACAUUAAGCACAGUGUCCUCCAGCAUCAACGCCUUGGCAGCGGUGACCGUGGAAGACCUAGUCAAACCCAACUUCCGCUCGCUCUCAGAGAGGUCUCUCUCUUGGAUUUCCCAAGGAAUGAGUGUGCUGUUUGGAGCCCUGUGUAUUGGAAUGGCUGCUCUGGCAUCACUGCUGGGAGCUCUGUUGCAGGCAGCACUCAGCAUAAUUGGCAUGAUUGGUGGACCACUUCUGGGCUUGUUUAGUUUGGGCAUUUUGGUUCCCUUUGCCAACUCGAUUGGAGCACUGACCGGCCUGAUGGCCGGGUUUGCCGCUUCUUUCUGGGUGGGGAUUGGGGCUCAGCUCUACCCCCCACUUCCUGAGAGGACCAUGCCGCUCAGCCUCGAAACCUACGGCUGUAACAGCACACAGAAUGGGACCGGAUGGGUGACAACCACAGCGCCAUUUUCUACCAGUACCGCUCAAGUACACAAUGUUGAAAGGACCCCACUGAUGGAUAACUGGUAUUCGCUGUCGUACCUGUACUUCAGCACCCUCGGAACGCUGGUAACAUUAUUGGUGGGAAUGCUGGUCAGUUUACCAACAGGAGGAAGAAAACAAAACUUAGACCGAAGAUUUAUAUUGACGAAAGAGGACGUUUUAUCCAACUUUGACAUGUUUAAGAAAAAGGAGCCAGUUUUAAGCUAUAAAUCUCAUCCAGCAGAGGAUGGUGGAACUGAUAACCCUGCUUUCAACCACAUUGAAUUGAACUUCACAGAUCAAGGUGGCAAGAUCAGUGGGACGCAUUUGUGA
Messenger RNA from Miniopterus natalensis, 1833 nucleotides. RefSeq names its product solute carrier family 5 member 8 (gene SLC5A8). Gene Ontology annotation, biological process: sodium ion transport; propanoate transmembrane transport. Gene Ontology annotation, cellular component: membrane; extracellular exosome. Gene Ontology annotation, molecular function: organic acid:sodium symporter activity. The record is from RefSeq and is a predicted model, not a curated record. Lineage: Eukaryota; Metazoa; Chordata; Mammalia; Chiroptera; Miniopteridae.